CAAACAUUUCUUCUUGUUUCAAUGGCAUAUGGGGAGUUCAUUAUUGUGGUUUUGAUUGUGUGCUUGUGGAGUAUUACUACUACUGGGGUUGGAGCUGAACCACAAGUACCUUGCUUCUUUAGUUUCGGGGAUUCUUUGGUGGAUAACGGCAACAAUAACCGCAUUUCCUCUAUAGCCAGAGCUGAUUAUCGGCCUUACGGGAUUGACUUUCCUACUGGUCCAACUGGAAGGUUUUCCAAUGGAAAAACUGCAGUUGAUGUCAUUGGUGAGCUUUUGGGGUUCGACGGUUAUAUACCUCCCUAUGCAACAGCUAGAGGUCAAGACAUACUUAUGGGAGUGAAUUAUGCUUCUGCAGCUGCUGGAAUAAGAGAGGAAACUGGACAGCAACUGGGAGCACGUAUUACUUUCAGAGGGCAAGUGCAAAAUUACCAAAGGACAGUGUCCCAGUUGAUAAAUUUACUAGGAGAUGAGAACACUACUGCAAAUUACCUGAGCAAGUGUAUUUAUUCAAUUGGAAUGGGUAGUAAUGAUUAUCUCAACAACUAUUUCAAGCCUCUAUUCUAUUCCAGCAGCAGGAAUUACACACCUAAACAGUAUGCAAAUGUCCUCAUACAAGCAUAUGCUCAACAACUCAAGGUUCUGUAUAACUAUGGAGCGAGGAAAAUGGUGUUAUUUGGGAUUGGUCCUAUUGGUUGCAGCCCUAAUGCAUUGGCCCAGAGUGGUGGAGAUGGAAGAACAUGUGUGGCAAGAAUCAAUUCAGCAAAUCAAUUAUUCAAUAACGGUUUGAAAUCUCUUGUUGAUCAACUCAACAACCAGCUGCCUGAUGCAAAUUUCAUCUAUAUAAACGCUUAUGAUAUCUUCCAAGAUAUCAUAAGCAACGCAUCAUCUUAUGGUUUCAGAGUUACAGAUGCUGGGUGCUGUGGUACCGGAAGGAACAACGGGCAAAUCACAUGCCUGCCCCUACAAGCCCCAUGCAUGAACAGGGAUGAAUUCCUGUUUUGGGAUGCAUUUCAUCCAACUGAGGCUGGCAACAGUGUUAUUGGUGGGAGAGCUUACAGUGCCCAAUAUGAAUCAGAUGCUUACCCUUUUGAUAUCAGAAGCUUGGCUCAAAUGUAAGAGGCUCUAGCUAGUAUAGGCAAUAAACUCUGCCACAAUAAUUAUCUGUGGUUGUAAGUAAUAAUACUAGGUGAGAAAAAUGCUUAUCUGGGUCUGCAACCUAUUGGAAACAUUAAUGUUGUGACUGCUAUUGUGAUAAUUGGAAGUAUGAGAAUAAUCGGAGAUGAAUUACAUUUGUGGAAGUCACAACGAAAUGAUAUAUAGUGUCC
This is a messenger RNA of Lotus japonicus, 1325 nucleotides long. RefSeq names its product GDSL esterase/lipase At1g29670-like. The record is from RefSeq and is a predicted model, not a curated record. Gene Ontology annotation, molecular function: hydrolase activity, acting on ester bonds. The transcript has 5 exons. The coding region runs from base 22 to 1116 and encodes 364 amino acids. NCBI's taxonomy places the organism in Eukaryota, Viridiplantae, Streptophyta, Magnoliopsida, Fabales, Fabaceae.